Molecule: messenger RNA, 4901 nt
Organism: Heterocephalus glaber (naked mole-rat)
Lineage: Eukaryota; Metazoa; Chordata; Mammalia; Rodentia; Bathyergidae
Gene: Sh3bgrl2
Product: SH3 domain binding glutamate rich protein like 2
Cellular component (GO): cytoplasm
Source: RefSeq, a predicted model, not a curated record
AUGGCUGUCAUUCCUCCACCUCACCUGUACCCGAUUAUCCAGAUUACCAGGGGUCUGCGUCUGCAGAAAAAAGGAAACUUCUCAUUUACCCCCAAAGAAUCGCCUUUGUCCGGUCUCCAGGGGCGCCCAGCCCUAGCCCUCGGCGGAGCCCAGUCCCCGCCUCCCCGCCGGUCCACGGGGCCCCGAAACCGCGGGGGUCGGCGCCUUCGGCGGGGACGCUGCGGACCAGGGAUGGGACUCGAGCCAGGCUCUCCACCUGGCCCGGUCGCUGCCUGCGUCGCGGGGUGCUCGCCCCCUGCCAGUCCACAGAGCCCGUCCAGCCCGACUACCCGGGGUCCUGGCUCCCUCAGAGCCCACACCCGACCGCGGCCCGCGCGGACGGGGAGAGCCGCCGGUAGCCCCGCCCCUCCCCGCCCCCUGGCUGCACUGCGAGGGACCGGACUACAACUCCCGUCGGGCCCCGCAGCUCCCCUCCUCCGCGGACCGGCGGGAGGAGCCGACCACGGUCAGGGAACCCGCGUACAGUCCGUCGGCGCUGCGAGGAUGGGCGUCCGCGUGUUCGUCGCCUCGUCCUCGGGCUCCGUGGCGAUAAAGAAGAAGCAGCAGGAUGUGGUUAGAUUUCUGGAAGCCAACAAGAUAGAGUUUGAGGAGGUGGACAUCACAAUGUCAGAAGAACAAAGGCAAUGGAUGUACAAAAACAUCCCCCCAGAAAAGAAGCCUGCUCAGGGAAACCCGCUGCCACCUCAGAUAUUUAAUGGCGACCGAUACUGCGGGGAUUAUGACAGUUUUUUUGAAUCAAAGGAGAGCAACACAGUCCUUUCAUUCUUAGGAUUGAAACCACGGUUGGCAUCAAACGCAGAACCCUAGAGGGGAAAAGUGGGAGGUGAUGUGACGGAGAUGCAUUUGGAACAACACCUCCUGGUAUCAGCAUACACCUGCUUACCUAAUGCAUCACUGUGACAAAAGCCACAUGCACCAUCAGUAACUUUGCUUGCCAUGGAAAAGGUGUUUGGAAGAUGUGGGUGUAAGGGGAUUGCAUGAUUGCUUUAAACCAAAUCAGAACUGUGGUGGGUUUGGGUGGGGGUUUUUUGGGGGGUUUUUUUCUUAUUUUCAGAUUGCCCUGCAGUUACCUUGCCUGAAAGUACUGUUACCCGUUAUAGGUAUGCUUCUUUUAAUAACUGAUAUAUAAGCAGGGGCACCAUCAGAGAGAAAAUACUGGAUCUGCCCUUUGUUGUAGCAGAUAACAGUAUUGUAUACACUCACUUCUCUGUGAGCUUCCUGGAUCACAUCCUUGACAUUGUCUGCCAGGCUGUUAUAAUCUGAAUGAGAAAGAAAAGAAAUCUAUGCUGAUUGCAAAAGGCCUUUGAAGACUUUCGCUGCAGAACCACAAAUGCCACUCUUCCAGUGCUUUGUCUUCACAUCUAUUGAAAAAGCUGCUCCAGACUUUUUUUUUUAUUGGAAACUCUUACCCCCAUGAAUCCUCUAAACUCCUACAUGUGUUUUCAGAAAUCACUGUUGUAAUAUUAUAUGAUUCCCACCAGGUUACAGAGAUGAAAAUAAUUGCUAUUUUGGAAAAUAUAUUCUUCUUUAUCUCUUUCAAGGGGAAAGUUUCACCUAAACACACAAGACUGCUUGAAAGACUUAUUUUAAGAGGUGCACAAAUUAGAGAGUAAAUUUAUAGGAAAACUGCCAGAUUAGUAACUGAAGGGAAUUUCAGCUGUAGCGAUUUAUAUAUACAUAAGUGCACAUAUAUUUUUAAAAUGCAGCUCCCCUAACAGCUGCUUGUUCUAUUUUGUGAAGGGAUUCUAUUUUUUUUGAGAAAGGCAAAAUCUCAGUUAAAUAUACUUUAUGAACCCUUGAUGAGGCAUAUUAAAAGAUACCAAUAUUGGUGUACAAUUAAAAAUUUCUUCCUGUGUUACUUUUCACUGUUCUUCUACCUUGCUUAUAUUUUUUUCCAGUACACAGCCUUGGACUUUUCUGAGUAAUACAGAUACACAUUCUUGUUCCACUCUACUAGAGUGGGUAUCCAGAGCAGCAUGUAAGAGGAAAGGGCUGUUUAGAAAGUAGCUCUGAAUUGUACUUGACAAGCAAAUCUCUCCUCCCACUGCAGUGGGUGCUGAUAAACACUGGACGUGUCUACUUCAUUGGGCAGAGACUACUUUUCUGUGUCCCUGUGUUUUUUAGAGUUUGAAAUUGCCAAACAUGGGAACAGCCUUGACUAGCAUCAACUCUCAGAGGGUUGACUAUAAUACUCAACUGUUCCAGGCAUCCUAUGCUAGACCUUUCAUUAUGAUUGCAAGAAGGAAAUUUAUGAGAAAUUGAAAGAGGAAAUGAAUUAAAGCCCCCGUCUCCUGCUUCAUGCCUUGCUAGCUGUGGAGUGUUCUGUAGAACUUUUUGAACGCUAGAGCUGAAACCCCUGAGACUACAGGACUACAAUCAGAAGAGCCAUGGUGAGUUCUUCUCAACUAGAAUAGAUGCACGAUCCACAACUUUCUCUGCUAGGAAAGUUUUUGUCAAAUCAUGGAUGUUCCUGAUUAGCUGGUGUCAAAACAAGAUCCAGGUCAAAUUCCAUUUGAUAAAUCCCAGGGACUACCCAGGAAUGUUUGGUUUUUUUUUUUUUCUGACGGGGUAUUAUGUUUGAGUAUGUGAGUCUUCUAAUAACACUUAGAAUUUCUUUUUAAGAUGCAGAAAUUUAAAACAUUGCUAUUAAUAAUUACCCACCUUGCAUUUAUUCUGUUCUUACCAGUGAGUGCCAAGGACCAAUUUUGUAAGAUUGAAGCUGUGCAAGUUCUGGGGCCGCAGGAUCAAUACCAUCCUUGUUAGACAGAGAAAGCAACCCAGAUUUGUCUAAGUACUUUGAAUUAACCACAGUAUACCUAGUGUGAUUAUAUUAAACAUACUAGAUGGAUAGCAGUGCUAAACUACUACAACUUUUACAUGACAUCCUCUUACCACAAUUUUUUGUUUGUUUUUGGAUCAGCAAAGGAAUACAAGAGAACAGCAUUCAGGGCUUACUGUGUUUGUUCUGAUGGGCGAGAUCCAUGGUGUGUGGCAUUUACCACGGUGGCCAGGCCGCACGGAGUCCCACAGCAUCGUCCUCGGGGACCUGCCCUGUCCUUCCUUGUAUUCUUCUACCAGCUGAAUUCCAAGCAUGAAAUAAUGAUUUUCUUGUUCCCUUUAACUAGCUGCCUUUAUUUAGAUUUUGAUAAUCAGAGUCUUAAAAACCUAGGAAAGAAGUGGAUUUCCAGGCAUAGACACAAUAGCAAGGGCAUUUCCAGGGAGAAUUUUAAUUUUCUAUAGUAAGCUUUUUGGGACAAAGGACGUGUGAUACUAAACAUCAAAUCAUGCCAUUUUAAAAUUAGAUAAAAUAUAGAGUGCCAUCCUGCAGGAUGUAUACAGACAAGAAAAUUAGGAAAAUACUUGGGUUUUUUUUUUUCAAAUUCUUUAUUUUAUUAAAAUCAAAAGGAAGAAAAGAUAUUUUGCCCCUAGGCUCUAACAUAUUGUAGAUUUGUUUCUGUUUUAUAGAUUUAAUUCAACACUCAUACAUAGAUUUUUUUAUAUUAUAUGAAUUUAAUAAUGAGGUCAACUUGUUUUUGUCUUUGAUUAUUGAAAGAUACCAAAGGUAUUCCUGUUUUGUUUCGUUUUGUUUGAUUUUAUUACAGGGUUUUGCUUUUUGUAGAAAUUCCUUUUGUUUAACAGCUUCUCUUAAAUGUCAGGAUCCACUUCAGUCUGCAUAAUUAUUGUUUUUAGAUUUUCAUUUGUACGUGUUUGUCUCUAAAGGCAUUGGUAAAAUCUCAGAUUUUAUGUUCAGCAUUAAAGGGGAAUAAAUUCCAGAAAACACACAUUCUGAAAAUGGAGUUUCUGUUCCCUCCCAUUUCUCAGACCGUCCCUAGUUCUCGUUUUGGUUCACCUGAACUCUUUUCUGUUUGGUUGGUCUGCUUCCCUGCAUGAAUCCCCCACGUGAAAGCUGCAGAUUCCUUGGUAAAAACGCAGGUGGAUUAUGUGCCCUUUGAGGACUGCGCAUGCCUAUUGGGAGCCAUCCAGACAGCGCCAGGGCUGAGGCUGCAGGGGCUGAUGGUUGGCAUGAGCCUAGCUGGUGGAGUGGUCCCCUGUUGCUUGCAGAAACAAGGUCAGGUGGGCGGACUCCUCUGGUGGAUUCCCUGUGAGGAAGCCACUACCUCUGGAAGCAGAAGAAAACAUUUUUUAAAGGGAGUGUUGAGGGUGAUCUCAUCACUGUGCAAUUUCAAACCUUAAACCCUCAGAGGAGAGGGUAGAGGAAAGGUUCAAAGGAGACAAACUGUACAUUUGCAGAAAUACACUAAAUCAUUAACCCAGAAAAGCAAAGUGAUCACUGCCUGCUUGUGACCCAGAUUUCCAGUUUUCCUAGGUCUGGAAAUGCCUGUCAGGCUAGUUUGGUCAUCCUUACCGUCCAUGUGUGGAGCCCUUGGGAUGUGAUGGGUCCUGUCAGGGCAGGACAGUCACCUCCACCUGAGGAUGAGGGAAGCAGGUACAGAAGCAGCAGCACAACUGCUCGGUGACAGAGUUCAAUUCUAGCACUCAGGGCUGAGGUGUGUCAUCUCAAACAAUGCCUGCCAUCUUUGUGUUGCUGUUGUUGUUGAAACCAUCCCAUUUUUUAAAACAAUAUUACAAAUGCAUUCAUGUGCAUUAUAUUUAUUUAUACAUAAAUAUAAAGUAUAAGGAGUAAUAAACAAACCCCUGUGUGCCUGCCGCCCACCUUAUGCCUUUCCUGUGAGGCACUGUGCUCUUCCCCAAACCAUCUCCCUACCUGUCUGAUCAAGGGAGUCCUGUCUUGUAUUUGUGUUGACUGUAGCCUUCCUGUCGUUUAUCAUUCUGCUUCCAUAUAUGUACACUUAAAUAAUAAUAAAUGCAGUUAAACUGGA